Molecule: messenger RNA, 2438 nt
Organism: Stegastes partitus (bicolor damselfish)
Lineage: Eukaryota; Metazoa; Chordata; Actinopteri; Pomacentridae
Gene: wdr21
Product: WD repeat domain 21
Exons: 13
Coding region: 390-1952 (520 amino acids)
Cellular component (GO): Cul4-RING E3 ubiquitin ligase complex
Molecular function (GO): protein binding
Source: RefSeq, a predicted model, not a curated record
GGAACUUUCCAUGUAGCAGUUAGCUUCUGAGGUUUAACCACUGAAACAUUGCUCGUUGGCAUCGGUUUUUAAAGAAUGUUUAGCCUGUUUUAGGAUAAUAUUGACGUUAUUGACCUAUUAAAACUUAACUGGGUUACAUUACUCAUGUUGAAUGUCCGGCAUUUAAAACCAAACGCGUCUAGAAAGAUGUGUAGCUAACAUUAGCUCAAGGAUGCUAACGAUAGCUUGCUAACUUUGCUAACUAGUAAACACGCCGCAGUCUGGAGGCUCAAACUCACAAGUGGAUGAGAGAAAAGGCGUCGUGAGGAUCCGAAACUUCUGCAAGGGAUGAAGAAGUGGAACUGGAGAGAAGGGCAGCGACAGAACCGGCGACAAGGCGGCGGUCAGAGAUGGUACAGAGGCAGCCGGCAAAGAUCCGCACAGGACGUGCACUGGUACUUGUGUUAAAUGGGACAGAUUGGAGGUACGGACAUGAUGAUGCAGGACCAUCGAACAGAGCACCUCAGAGGAGAUAUGAUCACCAGUCUGCCUCUACUUCUUCACCUUCUGCUUCAUCCUCCUCUUCCUCCUCCUCCUCCUCCUCCUCAUCUUCCUCUAAAGACAGCAGUGCUGCACCAGAGCUGCCAGGGUUCUACUUCGAUCCGGAGAAAAACCGUUACUUCCGCCUGUUGCCUGGACACAACAACUGUAACCCGCUGACCAGAGAGAAGCUGCAGGAGAAGGAACGGGAGAAACAGAGAAGCAAGAUGCUGGCAGAGGACGAGAAGCCAAGAAAAAAAGCACCGAGAUCAGGACUGAACACUUCGCUGCUGCUGCAGAAAAGACAUCUUGGUCUGCUGCCUGAGAACUCCUACUGUAGGCUCGUCCACGAGGUGAAGGUCAGCGGGAUGAGACGCCACAAACUGGAGAUCCAGAGUGCAGACAGCAGCACCCCGAACACCGACAACUUCAGACUCAUAGUGGGGGAUUCGGCCUGCGAGCGAGUCUUCACGGUCAACGAUGUCUCUCACGGCGGCUGCAAAUACGGCAUCAUGAACUUCAGCAGCAGCAGCCGGGGAUCUCUGUCCGUGGAGAUGUGCGAUAACCUCUACUUCACCAACCGCAAGGUGAACUCCAUCUGCUGGGCCUCAGUCAACUACCCCGACUCUCACGUUCUGCUGUGUCUGGUCGGAGUGGCAGAUACUCCGGGCUGCGUCAGUUUGCUUCCUGCUUCCCUCUUCAGCAACUCCAACCCAGAUCAACCCGGGAUGCUCUGCAGCUUUAAGAUAUCCACGGCCUGGUCUUGUGCUUGGUGUCUCAAUCCCCAGUUUGACAAGACUUUCAGCACCGGUCUGUCCCGCAGGGUCAUCGUGAAGGACGCAGAAACGGGUCGAACUCAGACGUACAGCGUCGGCAGCGACGUCUUGGCUCAACAGUUUGCCCUUCGGGUUCCUGUCCUGUUUAACGGCUGCAGGUCGGGGGAGAUCUUCAGCAUCGACCUCCGGCAGCGAGGACGCAGAGAUCAGAGCUGGAAGGCGACGCGAUUCCAUCAGGAGUCGGCCAUCACCUCCGUACGCGUCCUGGAGGACGAGAACUACCUGCUGGCUGCCGACAUGCUGGGCCAGAUCAAGCUGUGGGACGUUCGAGUGACGAAGCCGGUGCAGGAGUACAAAGGGCAUUACAACGAGCACGUCUACCUUCCCGUCCACGUCAAUGAGCGCGAAGGGCUUUUGUUGGCAGUGGGUCAGGAUUGCUACACCCGUCUGUGGAGCCUGAAGGACGGCCAUCUCCUGAGGACCAUCCCGUCACCCCACCCGGCCGCCAACGACUUGAUCCCGAGCGUGGUCUUCUCCUCCAAUCUGGGAGGCUGCAGAGGGUUGCCGGGUCUGCUCAUGGCCGUCAAACACGACCUCUACUACUUCCCGUACAACACCGACUACCAGGACGGAGCAGAGCCCAAGGACGGACUUUAGGAGGUGUUUGUGUUUGGUGAUGGGGAGUUAAAAAGGCCGGAUGAAGUUACUGUGGGACUGUUCCUCAACCCGUCGGCCAGCUUGUGCAGUUGAUUUAGUGGUACCAAACUUUGGGCUGGAAGACGACCUCAGAAGAGUUGCAUUGAAAUCUCAGGGGAAUGUUGUUUUUCACAGAUUUUUUUUUUUUUGUGCCAAAAAGAAAUCAAAGUGCUGCACAGUCCCGUUACUUACUGCACCCUGUUCUAAUUAAGUGCACUUACUGAAGACUUGAUUGACCUUGAUUUUUAAAGAGCCCAUGUUCUGCUGUUUGGGGUUUUUGGGGUGUUAUAGAUCUGGUUUUUGUCCGUAUAAAAAGGCCUGCAAAGUGACAAAGGAUGUGCAGAGUCCAUGCACAGCUGUGUUACAGGGCAGCAGUGUGCAUGUGUGUAGUAUAUAGAUCAGGGGUGUCCAAUCCUGGUCCUCGAGAGCCCCUAUCCAGCAUGUUCU